CAUCAUCGAUCCCCAAAAUCAGGGAAGCCGUGCUGAGAACGCCACAUCAGAAUAAACUAUUUUCGCUUAUAGGGCGCACAACUGGAAAUUUUAAGUGAACACAUCGAAUCAGAUAUUUCCCCAUCCCGAUAGGAUGCAAAAUUCAACUGUGAUCAGCAGGGUGAACGCGGGCUUGAGUCGCUGCCUGAGCCACCACCGGCGGUUGUGUCGCGGCAUUGCCGAGCUGGACCGCCUGAUCUACGACGACGAGUUCCUCAAGGAUCCCAGGACUCAGUGGCUGCUCCACCAGAGGCGGCAACGGGAGGAGAAGCUGAUCAAGCACAAGGUCAUCUCCCUGGGACAUCUUCUCUGUCAGUCUAAGUUAGCCCUGUCUCCGCAGUCCGGAAAGAGCAAUCUUGCGGUUGCACGUGCCUUUUGUCAAUUGCUGCAAGCCGAAUCGCCAUGUGGCAGUCAUUCGCCCAAGGCCAGGACCCAAACAGGACCUCUGCCCGCUCCCACUCCUUUGCCCUCGCCCGAAAGACGUCCCAGUUUCAGGAUCAGUGCUAGUUUACCUCGACCUGAGAGGAAGGCAUCCUCGAAGGCAUGCUGCCAAAGCUGCUAGAAAGGAUUUCAUAAGAAGAUCCUUAAAGUCAUUGGAUACUGCUAGCUAAAAAGACAGAGCACACAAUUCUUUAAAACAUUUUGGAGCAUUCUAGUUCCAUUUCAAAGUUGCUAGAAAUGGGGAUUUAGUAAAGAAAUUCUUAGAGAGAUCUUGGAGCUAUGCACUCACAAGUUUGACACAGAUCUAUGAUACGGAUAGAUCUGUGGCAGACUGGCGAGGAAUAACUGUGGGAUGUCUUGAGGAAUUAGCAAGUUGCAGUCUCCCAGGAACUUGAAUGUAACUGAACCUAUAUAGCCCAACUGCAAGAGGAUGAGGAUGAGGAUGAGGAUGAGGAUGAGGAUGAGGAUGAGGAUGAGGAUGAGGAUGAGGCGAGAAGGAAUGAAGGAGGAGGUGCUCAGCCCCGUUCGGCAUCCGUGCUGCUCUCGUUAUUGUUAUGAAUAAGUUAAUAACAUGGCGGAAGGCUUCUUUUGUCGUGGCCCAAACAAGCAA
This is a messenger RNA of Drosophila elegans, 1090 nucleotides long. RefSeq lists its product as uncharacterized. The record is from RefSeq and is a predicted model, not a curated record. Lineage: Eukaryota; Metazoa; Arthropoda; Insecta; Diptera; Drosophilidae. The coding region runs from base 134 to 601 and encodes 155 amino acids. The transcript has 2 exons.